Molecule: messenger RNA, 3508 nt
Organism: Paramecium pentaurelia
Lineage: Eukaryota; Ciliophora; Oligohymenophorea; Peniculida; Parameciidae
Source: the annotation of a GenBank genome assembly
AAUGAAGGUAAAGCCUAAAUUAAGCUCUAAUAAUUAAACAGCAUCCUUUAAUAAAGAAAAAGAUGAACUUCUACAAAAGAAUUCAUCAACUUAAAUGAAUUCAGAUUUAAGCAUAACCAAUCCUAAAGUUGAAUAAACCCUUUAAAAAUUUUAUGAAACACCAACUAAUUAAGGAGAUGAUUAUUCUUAAGAGGAAUAAAUUCAAUAGAAAAUUUAAUAAUAAGGUAAUAUCAAUUUAUCAAAUUUAAAAGAUCUUUAAGUACCAUAACAAGAAAUUGACAACCAUAAUUAGAAAUAGGAAUCAUCUAUAAUUUCUGAAUUAGAAGGUUCUCAAAAUCACUCAACUCAUGAUUUUUUAAUUGAGAGUGAAAAAAUAAGUCAAAUAUUGGAUUAAAGCUUAAAUAUUUUUGAUGACAAAAUAAAAUUAAAGUAUAAUGAUUAAAACUUUAUAAUUUAAUUAAAAAAUAAUUAAAUUUUAUAGAUAAUAGAAUAAAUAUAUUUGGAAAAAUGGAAUCUACUAAUAAAAUAAUUAAAUCUUAAUAAACAAUCAAUGAAUUGUUAUAGAUUAUAAUAACCUACUGAUUAUUUUUAUAUAAAUCAAGAAAUUCAGAAUUUUAUUGAUAGUAUUUAAUUAGUCGAAGUUCAAUUUUGCUUUUAUUCUUGUUAUACAAUGAAAGAAUAAUAAUCUAUGAUGAAUAAAUUUUUAUAGUCUCAUUAAAUUUAAGUAGCAUAAGUAGGUGAUGACUUUUAUCUAGUUUCAAGACAGUAGUCAUUGUAAUUCCUUGAAGAAAUAUAAUCAUAAAUAUAUCAAAAUUAUAGAGGUUAUAUGUUUAAUUUUACAAGUGCAAAACCAUAUUCAAAUACUAUAUCUAAUAAUCCAAUUUUAGAAAAAUCAAGAUAUCUUUUUUAUAAGAAAUACUUAACUCUUGAUGUAUAACUAUAUAGUUUUAAUUAAUAUUUUAAUGAGAAUCUUUUUUUUAUCGAAAUGAAUUUUGUAAACAUUAAAGAAAAUAGAGAAUUAGUUGAAAAGUAUAUUAAAGAUUAUGUUGGAGAUUUUAUAAAAAAUCUAUUUUUGUUAUAAUUUUCUAUUUAAACUUCUUAGGAUAUAUUAAUAAAAAUACAAAAAACUUUUGAAAAUUGUAUGAAUUAAUUACAAUUAAAAAUUUUAUUUUAUAAAAAUAAUGAUGAUUUCAUAUUAUUUGGUAUUAAUGAAGAUAUUCAGAAAUUGUUAUCUCUGUUACAAACACAGGAAUUAAAAUUUCCAAUUAAAAAAUUUGAAGUUGAAUUUGAUAAAUAAAACUUUUUAUUCAAAUUAAAGGGAGCUUAAUAAAAAAUUGAUUUUAAGUCAUUUUUAGAUUUGCUUAAAGAAUUUGGUUUAGAGUAAAAGGAAAAUAAAAAGCUUAGAUUUUCUACUUAAUCAAAUAAGAAUUAAAAUUUGAUUACUCUUGUUAAUUCAUGUAAGUAAUUAUGAUAAUUUUAGUAAAAAUUUUAAAUUGUUUAUGUAAUAUUAGAGAAUAAAACAAUAAUAGAAUUGCAUUAUAGAUUUUGCAUAAGAAAUUUAGAACUGCAAUAGAUUAAAAGGAUCUAAAGAAAGAAAUAGCAUUUUUACAUUAGAUCAAUCCUAAUAAUAAUGAAUAAGUAUAACAAUAAUAAUAAGUAAUUACUCUUAAUAUAAGAUCUGAAAUAUUGUAAUUUCCAAUAAGUCAAACAAUUACUUUGAAUGUAAAAUUAUAUAUAAUUUAUUCAGCCUGAGUUUUUAGAUGAAAUCAUUUAAGAAAAUCUUUAUUAAGAAUUUUUAGAUUAAUUGGUUAAGAAUGAUUCGACAAUAUAAUUCUAAAAAAUAUUAUAAGGCAAAUAUUAACUUUAAUGUAUGAAUAAUUAGGUUGUUACUUAAUUUAAGCAAUAUUUUGAUAAAUUUUAACAUGUUAAAUUAAAUUUGGAUAAAUCUUCUUUAUCUUGCUUUGAACUUAGUCAUUAUUUGAAAAAAGAAUUAAAGAAAAGAUCUAUUUUUUGGAAAAUCAUGGAAUAAGGAUAAUUGUAUUUGAUAACAAGAAAUAAUGAAUCUCUCAAGUAUGCUUAAGAAUUCAAAUAAUAUAAAGGAAAAAUAAUUUAGAUGCUUAGUUUGAAUGCAACAAAUUUGAAUGAAAACAUUGAAUAUCAUUAGUUAGUUUUAGCCAGAACAAACUAUUUUAAAUAUAAAAUUUAGGAGUUUUUAAAAUAAAAUUUAAUUUAAAUAAAAGAAAUUGAGUUUAGAGAGGAGUAGGAAAUAAGUUCCUUUUGUAUUAUACAUACAAAUCUUGUUAAUUAGGAAUAGUCAUUUGAUAAAUGUAUUGAAUAAAUUUAGAGUUUGAUAAGAUCAAAGAUAUUUUUAGAAUUAAAAACUAAAUCAGAAAUUGGAAAAAAAAUCCUUGAAAAAAUAAUAGAUAUAUCUGAUUUAUAUGUCUCAUAAAAAUAAUAAUAUUCAGAUUAUUACAUAACAAUGUUAGGAAAUAUUAAAAAUUUUUAGAAAAUAGAAGAAUUAUUUCAAAAUAUAGAUUUAUCAAAUGAAUAAUUCAUUAAUAUAUCAAUAAGUUUUUAUAUUGAGGAAUUUAUACCAUAUAGGAAUAUUAUUCAAAAAACAUAAACUAGAAAUAAAUUUAAAAAAUUUUUAGAAAGUAAAGGAUUUACUGUUGAUGCUACCAAAAUUAAGUGGAUUAUUGAAACAAAACUAUAGUAAUCAAAAUGUAAUUUAAUAUAUAAUUCUUUAGUUAUGAUUUUUUCAUAUUUGAUUGAAUGGAUUAAUCAAGACACAAUAUAAAAUAUAAGAAAUAGUAAUAUAUUAAAUAUAGAAAUGAUGGGAUAAUCAGCAAUAAAUAUAAAUGAUUAACAAAAUUCUUAUUAAGAUAUUGAAAUUAGUCUUCUUACUUUUCUAGAUAAUAAACACAAUAAUAAAGAUGAUAAUAGAAAUAAAUAGAUAAUAUAAUAAAUUGGAAAUAUAGAAAAUUCAGGUUUUUUAGAGAACUCAUAUAAUAUUUAAGAUUAAUUUGAUAGAAUGUCUAGAAGUGAAAUCAGUGAUCAAGAUUCCAAUGCAAAUGUAUUCAACAUAGGAAAUCAAAUUUAUGAUGUGUUAGCAGAAUUUACAAAAUCUAUACAAAAAUAUUAGCUCCCUCCAGCUUCUGAAUUAGCACAAAUUUUGAAAGAAUAAUACCCAAACCAAAAUGUUUUAGUUUAUUAGCCUUAUGUAGACUAAAAUUACAAAUAAUAAUUUUAUAGAUAAGCAAAUUAAAUUAUUGACCUUUAUGUUAUAUAAAAACCAGAUAAGGUUUAUAAAGAAAUUUUCUCAAAGAAUAUGCUGUUUAUACUUAAAGCAAAGUGUGCAUUAGAAAAAUUUAUGUCGCAUUAAAAUUUAAUUCUAAUAGUUUUCUAAGCAAAUCGGAAUUGUAAAUAUAGUUAACAUAGUGAUAAAGAGAAGAUUUCCUUAUUAGAAGAUAAUUAAGUUCUACCAUAUCUUUUUUUAAAAAGAAAAUGA